AUGGCAUCUGCAGGGAACGAGCGAUUCAACGACGAAGCCGCAGAAUGGGACAAGAACCCCUCGGUGCAAGAAGCGACCCGCUUCGCCUUCGAAAGUCUCAAGCCGAUCAUCGAGACGCUCUCAGAGCAAAAGCAAUCCACCUUAGGAACUGGUCUCGAGGUGCUCGAAGUCGGCUGCGGCACAGGCCUGCUCACACUCCGCGUGGCACCGCUCGUUCAUGAGAUCGUAGCCGUGGAUCCCGCGCAUGGCAUGAUCGAUGCUUUGAAGGCGAAGAUCAGCAGGAAUAAGGAGGCCGAGCCGGUAGAUAUGCAGCAGAGCAACAAAGACAGCGGUCGUAAUGUCGUCCCCAUUUGUCGUCUACUUGAAGACCCUGAGGAUCCUGCCCUCCCUCCUCAGACUGUCGACAAUCUUGAAGGGCGCCGGCGAAAGUUCGAUCUCAUCCUCUCACACCUUGUCAUGCACCACGUCCCCGACCUCAAGUCAUUCUUGAGUACAUUGCGAGGGUGUUUGACGCCUGGCGGGAGGGUCGCUCUUACGGAUUUCGAGGAUUUUGGCCCUGAAGCGAUCAAAUUCCAUCCGCCGACGAAGCUGGAGGGCGUUGAGAGGCAUGGGAUCCCUGCGCGGUGGAUGGAGAACCUGAUGAAAGAGGUCGGGUUUCAGGACGUCAAGGUUUCCGUGGGAUGGACGUUGACAAAGAAGGUCGAGGCCUGGGAAGGGCACAACCCGGGGGAUACGCUACAAUUCCCUUUCCUACUAUGUGAGGGGUCGAGCCCGUAGUGCCGCUAUAUCCGCUGCUCGUCAUAGUAUAUAUAGUGGAUAUAUGGGGGUCAAAUUUGCGGCGUUAUUUCGCGCGUUAUAUCUAUAUAUAGAUUUCAUAGCAUCACCUACUCUAGGUUCAUC
Messenger RNA from Aspergillus nidulans FGSC A4, 900 nucleotides. RefSeq names its product class I SAM-dependent methyltransferase. The transcript has a single exon. NCBI's taxonomy places the organism in Eukaryota, Fungi, Ascomycota, Eurotiomycetes, Eurotiales, Aspergillaceae. The coding region runs from base 1 to 777 and encodes 258 amino acids. The record is from RefSeq and is a predicted model, not a curated record.